Mus pahari (shrew mouse) is the source of this 2440-nucleotide messenger RNA. RefSeq names its product collagen alpha-1(I) chain-like. The record is from RefSeq and is a predicted model, not a curated record. The coding region runs from base 1 to 918 and encodes 305 amino acids. NCBI's taxonomy places the organism in Eukaryota, Metazoa, Chordata, Mammalia, Rodentia, Muridae. The transcript is spliced from 2 exons.
AUGUGGAGUGAUCUCCAGUUCCAGCAGUCAGCGGAAAUCUGCCAUGCAUCUGAAAUCCUAAAGAAGAGUGAGGGAGAAAGUAAGCGACAGAAAGCGGAUUUGGGGGAGAAGGGCUGCUGUCAAGCGGGCGCUGGAUCCCCAGCGCCAUCGGGUGCCGCGCGCUUGGCACGGGCUGCGCGAGGACCGCCAGGACCGCCCGGCCCGCCCCGGCCCGCACCUGCCGCCCGCACUCACCUCGGCCUCCGCGGCGCCGGCCGGGGGCGCCGAGCGGGCGGAGCGCGCGCCGCAUCAAGCGCGGCGGGGCGGCCGGGCGCGCAUGGCCCGCGCUGCGGCCUCGGCGGCCCCCGGGCAGGGGCGCUUCUCCGCGGUUGGCGGCGGCCGAGGGCGGCUCGGGGACAUCCGCUGGGUGCGCGCGGCGCCCGCUCCACAGCACCGUCCCGUCCCGGUCGUCAGGCGCGCGGCCCGGCGUCGUCCCGGGCUCUCGGGUCCCCGCAGGUCCGCGUCCCCGCAGUCGCCACGCCGGCUGCAGACGAGCAGAGACAGAAACACGUGAGUCCCUCGCCAGCCCGGGACGCUGUCCUGCUCGCCGUGAUGGACAGCCACGAACCCCGGACACACACGGCCGUGCACGUUUUGCCCCCACGGAAUGCCCCGCAGACCAAAGCGCGUCCGAGCGACGCGUCUGCGCGAGGCAAGCCCGCACGCAGGGACGGGAAAAGUCAGGUCUGGCACGAGCGCCCGGCGGGUCGGUCGCCAACAAUGCGCACAGACACGCGGGUGCGCGGCGGUGCCAGCCCGCGUUCGCACACGCGUAACUCGCUGCCUGGCUACGGAACUCGCUGCAGGGCCGACCGCAGAGCGCCGGGCACAGACCUAGAGCCAGCUCAGAAAACGUCCAGCUCCUUGAAAAUAAAGUAAAAUAAAGCACCAUCCUCACCUGAUCUUGCCAGGUCCUCGGCCGGAGGGGAAGGCUCUUACCUAGUGCAGAGCCUGGGGCCGGCCCUCCCGGCACAUGCACGCCGCCCGCAGCCGCUCCUUAGCCCGCAGAGCUCUGGCUGCGGGGCCGCCGCAAACCCCUGCGUGCUGAGCACUCGCGCGCGGGCUCCGCAGCAUUUCAGCGUCGCCGCCACCUCCACCUCCACGCCGGGACCCGCCCCCGGUGAUAUCAUGUGUCAAUCACGCGGGCUGCGCGAAAACCCGGAGCAGGAUUUGAGCGGUCGUGGAUGUGGACUCGGGGACGCUCGAACAAAGUCGAUUGCCUGCAGGAGCCCUGGGAGCGCAACUGGGGAGGAGCGGCCGUUCCAGGGCCCCCUGUCAGUCGUGGGCUGUCAGCCUCCGAUUUAAGGGGACUGGUGGAGCCACCCUUAGAGUUGAGUUUAAAAAGAGUUGUGAAGAACAUUUAAAAAACAAUAUCAAACCAACAACAACAACAACGGGGGAAAAAAAUUGUACACCAUGACACGGUGCCCCCAGAUAAAGGGGAAAAGUGCAAAGUUCAGAUCGUGCGAAAUAUGAAAUUUUCAGAAAGGACAGUCACUUUUGCAAAUGUAAUAUAAUUACACACUAAAGGGUGGGAUUUCCUGCUGUGGGGUUUUAGUUGAUUGCUCCAUUUGGUUUGUGAUAUGAUCCCUAAAAUUACAUGGGGGAGGGGGAACUCAAGUCCUUCCUGUUUUGUAAUGUUUGUAUAAUUUUGUCCAAAACACCAAUGCAUUUUUAAUGAAGUAAAAUAAGCAUAACUCAUCAGGAAGUUUUAGCUUUAGCCACACGUCUGUCACGGGGUGGGGGACUUUAGUAAGCCGGGAAUGCUUUUUGCUUCUUUACAUACUAUGGAAUUUGAUUAUUUAUUAUAGGGACGAUAUAGCUCAGGAUGUAGUGAAAAGGGCUGAAUGUGGAAUUAAAAAUUCCAUAGAGUUUUAAAAAUAACCUAAGACUCCCAAAAAUGUUGAUAGAAAACAUUUUUCCAGGGAAUUUUAUCAGAAAUGGUAUUUGAUAAACAACAGAACUCCAUGAUCUAAAUCACCUGUGAAUGUGAGUUAGGAUAUUUUGGGUUCAAAGUAAUUUAUUAAAGUCUUAACAAUUGCAGUGGAAUUUUAUAAGCUUUUGUUGUUGUUGGCAUAAUGCAUUUCCAAGCUUUUGAAUGUUUUUAGAAUUCACGGUUAUGUGUGGAAUUAUAUGCAAGGAACCCAGGACACUCCCUACGAAGAACAUCAGCAGUAAGAAAGUGCACUAGAAGGUAAUGGAACAUGUUGGAAGCUGUCUGUUCACCCUUCAUGCGAGGGGAUGUGUUAAAGUCAUUGUUUUCAAGUGUAAAGUUGGUGGGGCUUUUGUAUCUUGUCUAUUUUUCACAGAUGUAGUAGCAUGAUGAGGUUUCUGCAGUGGAUAUGCGUUUGUCCUUAUUGUGUGUGAAGAGAUUGGAAGUGCCAAGUAAGAAAUACAGUAU